UGGUGAGAUAAAACACAUCUGUGGAAGUACAAGAGUAGUCUGAAGUAGAAGCCUUCAUACAGAGCUAAAGUUUGUAUUGUAUUAUAAAAUAAGAUAUCCUCGCCCUAGAUCUGAGCAAAGUUUUUUGGAAGUGUCCAGAUCUGAAGCAAUCUUCUCUGGUUGACUCUUUUGUUGGACGCAUGGGGGUACACUGGAGAGACAUGGGUAUUGUUCUCUUUUCUUGCUUUCUCUGGUUAAGUCUAAUCUUAAACUGUGGCUAUGCAGCUAUAUCUAGAGAAAAUCCUUUGUCAUUCGGACAAACUCUGAGUUCCCCUGGCGGAACUUAUGAGCUAGGAUUCUUCAGUCCUAACAACUCUCAGAAUCAGUAUAUCGGUAUUUGGUUCAAGAAAAUUACACCACGAGUUGUUGUGUGGGUGGCUAACAGAGAAAAGCCUAUCACAAACCCUGUGGCAAACCUCACUAUGAGCGUAAAUGGGAGCCUUAUCUUGCUUGACAGCAGAAACAACGUUGUUUGGUCAACCAAAGAAGCUUCCACAUCUAACAAGUGUCAUGCAGAGCUCAGAGAUACCGGCAAUCUUGUCAUCGUUGAUGAUGUUUCAGGAAGUCCUUUAUGGCAAAGUUUCGAGAAUCUUGGUGACACUAUGCUACCUCUCUCAUCCCUAACGUAUAACAUUGCCACUAAGGAGAAGCGAGUGUUGACUUCUUGGAAAAGUGACACUGAUCCAUCUCCUGGUGAUUUUGUAGUUCAGUUGACUUCACAAGUUCCAGCACAGAUCGUUACUAUGAAAGGCACAAGAGUUUAUAAGAGAAGCGGUCCAUGGGCUAAGACCGUGUUCACUGGCAUACCAAAGAUGGAUGGAUCCUACGCAAGUCCAUUUAGCCUUUUCCAGGAUAUAGGAAGUGGAACAGGGUCCUUCUCUUAUUUACAGAGAAACUCUGGGCUUACACGAGUUAUCAUAACAUCAGAAGGAUAUCUAAAGACUUCUCAUUACAAUGGGACAGGGUGGGUUAUUGACUUUGUGACUCCAGAGAAUUCAUGUGAUCUGUAUGGUACGUGUGGACCUUAUGCGUUGUGUGUGAAGUCAGCUCCAAAGUGUAUAUGCAUGAAAGGGUUUGUACCAAAGUUCAAGGAAGAGUGGAAAAGCGGAAACAUGACUUCUGGAUGUGUGCGGCAUACAGAAUUAUCAUGCAAGGAAGCGAACUCAUCUACAAAGAGACAUGGAAAAGGCCUAGACGCCUUCUAUACUCUGAAAAAUGUAAAGCCUCCGGCUUUCUACGAAUAUGCAAGCUUUGUGGAUGAAGAUAAAUGCCAACAGGGUUGUCUCGAAAACUGCUCUUGCACUGCUUUUGCGUAUAUUACUGGAAUUGGAUGCUUGCUUUGGUACCAGGAGCUAAUAGACACAGUUAGAUAUUCCACUGGAGGAGUCUCUCUCUCAAUUCGUCUUGCAAAUUCAGAACUGGUUGAAAGAAGGACAACCAAGAUUAUUGCUGGUAGUACCUGCCUUUCCAUUUUUGUGGUAUUGGUGUUUGCCUCAUAUAUGUACUGGAGAUACAGAGCCAAACAAAAGGAUUCAUGGAAAAAUGGUUUCGAACAACAAGAAAUCUCUGGUCUAACUUUCUUUGACAUGAAUACCAUACGAGCUGCUACCAACAACUUUAAUGUCUCAAACAAACUCGGUCAAGGUGGAUUUGGUCCAGUUUAUAAGGGAAUUACGGAAGAAAAGAAGGAAAUAGCUGUUAAACGGCUUUCUAGCAGCUCUGGACAAGGAACAGAAGAGUUCAUGAAUGAAAUAAAACUCAUCUCAAAACUACAACACAGAAACUUGGUUCGGCUUUUGGGAUGCUGCAUUGAUGGAGAAGAAAAGCUACUAAUUUAUGAGUUUAUGGUGAACAAAAGCCUCGACUCUUUUAUCUUUGAUAUGACUCUAAAGCUUCAGAUUGAUUGGCCGAAGAGGUUCAACAUCAUUCAAGGUGUUGCCCGUGGGCUUCUCUAUCUCCAUCGUGACUCAUGCCUCAAGGUCAUACACCGAGAUAUGAAGGUCAGCAACAUUCUCUUGGACGAAAAUAUGGACCCAAAAAUAUCAGAUUUCGGAUUGGCUCGGAAGUUUCAAGGAACUCAACAUCAAGACAGUACACGUAGGGUUGUUGGAACGAUAGGAUACAUGUCUCCUGAGUAUGCAUGGACAGGGAUGUUCUCGGAGAAGUCUGACAUAUAUGCCUUCGGAGUUCUGCAGUUAGAAAUCAUAAGUGGGAUGAGGAUUUCAAGCUUUAACUGUGGUGGCCAAGGCAAAACUCUUCUUGAAUAUGCAUGGGAAACUUGGCUUGAGACUGGUGGAGUGGAUCUGUUGGAUGAGGCUAUUGCCAGCUCGUGUUCUCUAGAUGAAGUGGCGAGAUGUGUUCAGAUUGGUCUACUCUGCAUCCAACAGCAAGCUGUUGACAGACCAAACAUUGCACAAGUAGUGUCUAUGAUCACAACCACGACAGAGCUUCCGAGGCCAAAACAACCAGUGUUUGCAGUGCACGUUCAAGAUCAGGAGAGUACCGUCUCGUUGGAGUCUGUGAAUCAUAUGACACAGACUGCGAUGUAUGGGCGCUAAAGUUUCCACUACGCUGAACAGUACAGUGUGGUCACUUCACUUUUAAACACAUGAUGUGGUUUGUGUUUGGUUGUUUAAACACAUUUGAUGUAAAUAAAGUUCAGUUUUUGUUAAUGGAAGCUCUGUUUGACCUCCAA
Messenger RNA from Raphanus sativus (radish), 2734 nucleotides. Its product is annotated as G-type lectin S-receptor-like serine/threonine-protein kinase At1g11280. The transcript is spliced from 8 exons. Gene Ontology annotation, biological process: recognition of pollen; protein phosphorylation. The coding region runs from base 180 to 2597 and encodes 805 amino acids. Lineage: Eukaryota; Viridiplantae; Streptophyta; Magnoliopsida; Brassicales; Brassicaceae. Gene Ontology annotation, molecular function: protein serine/threonine kinase activity; ATP binding. The record is from RefSeq and is a predicted model, not a curated record.